This is a messenger RNA of Abrus precatorius (Indian licorice), 1670 nucleotides long. RefSeq names its product bifunctional 3-dehydroquinate dehydratase/shikimate dehydrogenase, chloroplastic-like. The record is from RefSeq and is a predicted model, not a curated record. Gene Ontology annotation, biological process: chorismate biosynthetic process; shikimate metabolic process. The transcript is spliced from 11 exons. NCBI's taxonomy places the organism in Eukaryota, Viridiplantae, Streptophyta, Magnoliopsida, Fabales, Fabaceae. Bases 1 to 1596 code for a protein of 531 amino acids. Gene Ontology annotation, molecular function: 3-dehydroquinate dehydratase activity; shikimate 3-dehydrogenase (NADP+) activity.
AUGACUAUCCGCAGAGUGCCGUGGAGUGGUGCGGAUGUUGGAAUUAGAAGUGGAGGGAGAAGAAACUCAACACUAAUUUGUGGUUCAGUCAUGGCGGAUACGGUGGAAGAAAUGGUGUUUCAGAUGGGUAAGGCAAAAGAAUUGGGUGCUGACCUAGUGGAGCUUCGCUUGGAUUUCUUAAAGGACUUCCAUCCCACACAACAUCUUCAUUUUCUAAUUAACAACCGUCCUUUGCCCAUUUUAAUAGCUUACAGACCACUAUGGGAAGGAGGGGAAUACAAUGGUGAUGAAAGCAAGCGACAAGCUGCCCUGCGUCUAGCCAUUGAAUUGGGGUCUGAGUUUGUUGAAGUUGAGCUCAAGGUAGCUGAGGAAUUCUACAAUUCCAUUGGAGGAAAGAGGCCUGAAAAGGUGAAGAUCAUUGUCUCCUCACACAAUUUGGAAAAUACUCCGUCUGUGGAGGAAAUUGGUAAUCUUGCUGCAAGAAUUAAGGCUUGUGGGGCUCAUAUAGUCAAGAUUGCAACUACUGCCUUAGACAUCACAGAUUCUGCACGUCUUUUCCAAGUCUUAGUGCACUCCCAGGUUCCAAUGAUAGGAAUUGCAAUGGGUGAGAAGGGGCUCAUGUCACGGGUACUCUGCGCAAAAUUUGGAGGAUUUCUAACGUUUGCUUCAAUUGAGGAUGGAUCUCUAUCAGCUCCUGGGAAACCAACUAUUAAAGACUUGUUGGAUUUGUACAAUUUUAGACAGAUUGGAGUUGGCACCAAAGUACAUGGUGUUAUAGGAAAUCCUAUUAGUCACAGCAAAAGUCCUCAUCUCUAUAAUGCAGCUUUCAAGUCUGUGGGAUUUGAUGGAGUUUACUUGCCUUUGUUGGUCGAUAAUGUCUCAGAUUUUCUCACCACUUAUUCAUCUCCUGAUUUUGUUGGAUACAGUUACACAAUUCCUCACAAGGAGGAUGGACUCAAAUGCUGUGAUGAGGUCGAUCCUAUUGCCAAGGCAAUAGGGGCAAUUAGUUGCAUGAUUAAGAGGCCACAUGAUGGAAAACUAAUAGGCUAUAAUGUUGAUUAUCUUGGCGCUAUUGCAGCUAUUGAGGAAGCACUGCAAGAUUCAAACGAAAGAUCAAUAUCUGGUUCACCUUUAAAUGGUAAACUGUUUGUGGUUAUGGGAGCUGGUGGAGCAGGAAAGGCACUGGCUUAUGGUGGAAAAGAAAAGGGUGCAAGAAUAGUUGUUGCCAAUCGUACAUAUGCCAAAGCAAAAGAACUUGCUAGUAAAGUGGGAGGAGAGGCUAUUACUCUAUCUGAAUUAGAGAACUUCCACCCAGAAGAAGGGAUGAUUCUUGCAAAUACUACAUCUGUUGGAAUGAAACCCAAAAUUGAUGAGACACCCAUACAAAAGGAAGCCCUUAAACACUACUCGUUGGUGUUCGAUGCCAUUUACACACCCAAAUUGACAAGACUUCUUCGAGAAGCGAGAGAAGCUGGACCUGCUAUCGUCUAUGGUACAGAAAUGUUCAUCAAUCAAGCAUUUGUGCAGUUUGAAAGGUUCACAAAUUUGCCAGCACCGAAGCAACUCAUGAGGGGUGUGUUGGGAAGAAAUACCUGAGAAUAAGUUUCAGUUUACUGCAGCUGGUUAGAAGAAGCUUCGUUUCACUUUUAAGGGUUAAUUUGAAUUCCUAU